AUGACGGCAGACGACUUCGAUGCUGAUCAAAGAUCCCAGCACACCGACGAAAGCAUCAUAAAUCGAAAAAGGGAAUUGAAAGGCCUGUCCAGCAGUUUUUCAUCCAACAUCGGCCAACGAAUCCCACCCUCCCAUCUCUCAAGCACCUCUAACCCGUUAAAGAGCGAUGGUCGCUCUGUCAAGUCCAUCGUAGCUUGGCUUGAAUCAGCGUCAACCAACGCUGAUACAUCAAGGUAUUCCGGCGAUGAUAUCAAAUCUGUUCACUCCGUCGGAACGAUUUCGUCGGCAGGCUCGAAUUCAUCUCUUCUGAGUCGGCAUACGAUACCGGGGGCCUCAGAUGUGGAGGAGUAUUCCUUGACACUUCUGAAAUACAAGAAAUACUAUACAGAGGUCCCGCUGGGGAGAUGCCUAGACGGUCACGAACAAGAUGAGGCGGAAAUAUCUUGCGACACACAAGUUGGAAAUACGCCUACAGAGGUUAGUCUACUGCAGGAAUCCGAUGAAUUCAGCUCUGGCAUGUGCUCAGCUCCAGAUCAACAGCUUUCUGUACAUUUGGAACCAGGCUAUGGGGGAGACUCAGCAAGGAUAGGCGACAAAGAGCCAAACUCUAUUAAUAAAGAAGAUUGCCAUGUGGAGGAGAUACAUCUUUUUCAUCGAGAUCCUGAAGAGGUGAUCGCAUUCUAG
Molecule: messenger RNA, 684 nt
Organism: Trichoderma virens Gv29-8
Lineage: Eukaryota; Fungi; Ascomycota; Sordariomycetes; Hypocreales; Hypocreaceae
Exons: 1
Coding region: 1-684 (227 amino acids)
Source: RefSeq, a predicted model, not a curated record